Elaeis guineensis (African oil palm) is the source of this 2396-nucleotide messenger RNA. NCBI's taxonomy places the organism in Eukaryota, Viridiplantae, Streptophyta, Magnoliopsida, Arecales, Arecaceae. The record is from RefSeq and is a predicted model, not a curated record.
UCUAAAGUCGAAGCAAGCACCCGACCGAGAGAAGCGAAGCGAGCGAGCGAGCGACCACCGCCCGCGACCGAGGGGGAAAAAACUAAAAGGAAGGCGGUCAGUUGAUCUGCGGUGCAGCGGACUUGCUCUCCCGUACGCCUCCAUCCGCGUCGCCGAGAACAAGCGAGAGGGAGGGAGACGGCGAGAGAGUUGCCGGAUUCAGGGCUUCUUCUUCUUUUCUACUCCCAAUUGCUUCCCUUUUCCCCGACGACCCUCUUCUCUUUUUAAUCCCAUGGGACCCCUGUCCAUUCCACGCCUCGGGUUAGGGUUCUGGCCAUGGCUUCUCUUACUUCCUAUACGUUAGCCGUCGCCCUACCAUGAUCCUCUCCCUGCAGCGCCGCCGCGAUGCGUUGGUGGAAGAUUAGCCCCAAUUCGCCCUCCUCCUCAACCUCCUCCCCUAGACGCUGCUCCUCCCCGGUCUCCCCUCAUCGGAGCGCUGGCCGGGACCUGUCCUCUAUCUUUAGCCGCCGGGACACGCGACAUCACGACGACGACCACCACCACCGUCACCAGCAGCCCCGCCUCACCCGCCAGCGUAAGCUCCGCCACGUCAGCGACGAAGAGGUCGGCGCCCUCGCCGUCGACGGCGGUGGCGCCGUCUCCCCCCGCUCCGCCAACUCGACCCCGGUCUCCCGCUCGCCGAGCAACACCGACGGCGGGCUUGCGCAUCGGUCGACCUCGUCGCCCCUGUUGCUGCCCCAGCCGCUCCCCCUGCCGGUAUCGGGGCAGCUGGUGUUUGAAUUUUCGCCCCCAGGCGGUCGCCCCCCGUCUUCGCCGAAAAGGGCUUCGAGCAGGGCCAACGCCGAGGAAACGAAUGGCGGAGCUGCGGAGUCUUUGUUCCCUACGGAGCUGAUGGGCGAGAGGAAUUCGUCGGUAUCUGUAGUUGGGAGGAAAUAAAAUUUCUGAGUCAAUUUAAGCACCCAAAUAUUGUGCAGUAUUAUGGGAGUGAAAUUAUUGAGGAUCGGUUUUACAUAUACUUAGAAUAUGUUCAUCCUGGUUCAAUCAAUAAGUAUGUCCGUCAGCAUUGUGGAGCUAUGACUGAGUCGGUGGUUCGCAAUUUCACUCGUCAUAUUCUUAAAGGGUUGGCUUACUUGCAUAGUAAAAAGAUAAUGCACAGGGAUAUCAAAGGUGCAAAUUUGCUUGUAGAUGUGAAUGGUGUUGUGAAGCUUGCUGAUUUUGGGAUGGCAAAACAUUGGAGUGGUGCAACAGCAGUACUUUCGCUUAAGGGAACACCAUAUUGGAUGGCUCCAGAGGUGGUGCAGGCUACGAUGAAUAAAGAUAUGGGUUAUAAUCUUUCCGUUGACAUAUGGAGUUUGGGUUGUACAAUUAUUGAGAUGUAUACAGGGAAACAUCCUUGGAGUGGUUUUGAAGGGGCUGCAGCUAUGUUCAAGGUCUUGCACAAAGACCCACCUAUUCCUGAAACAUUGUCCUCUGAGGGCAAGGACUUUCUUCAGCUUUGCUUUCGUAGGAAUCCAGUAGAAAGGCCAACCGCAAACCAGUUACUUGAACAUCCUUUUAUUCGGAAUUCGCACCAUUACAACCUUCAUGGUUCCAUACAGGCGUUUGCAGGAAUUAAUUUGGAUAGCAGAUACAAUUCAAGAGACAGAACCACAUCGAAAAGCGACUCAUGCGUUAAUAGGAAGCAGUCAUCCAAAGGCGAGGCCAACCAUUCCCCUCCUGAAACUUCUGAAUCAGCUGCCUCCCGCCCCUCUCCUCAUUCCAACCCUGAGAUUGCGCCUGGUUUGUGCCCCCACCCAAAUUAUUUGGGGUCAAGUCCGCCUGGCUCUACAACAAAGGUUUUGAAUGGUAACUCUCACCUGUAUGCAUUACCCAAGCCUCAUGGAAAGGAAGUUUCGAAUAGCUUCUGAUUUUGGCUGGCCGUAUGCCUCCGGGGAUCAAACGAGUGCUUUGCACGGUUUCAGGAGGCUGGCAGCCACAUGACAUAGGCCAUUCAAUUCUUUUAGGAGCUGAGUUGUACAGUUGAGUUGCAUACCCCACGCCCUCUGAUUUUUCUCCCCUUCUCAGUGCUAGUUCAUAUGACUACGACGGUACAGGAGGUUAUGUAUCUGUGGAAUAAGCCGCGCUCAAUCUGGUUACUCUUUAUAUACUGGAUGGGGGAAGUAGGAAGCUGUAUGUUGUACACUACUGUUGCAUAGAAGAACUUCAUCAGGGGUUGAAGUUCUAUAUGCAGGGACGUAUGGAUGACAUUGAUGUGCAUGAUAUAGUUUACAGAAAUGAAAUUUGGUUGUAGAUAAUCUUUGCUCACUGAGUGUGUUCUUUGUGAAGUAUUAUUUCACGAAUUAAUACCAGGAAAUUGAGGUGCUACAGUCACCAAUACAAGUCAACAAAUUUAAUUA